CGCCGCCGCCGCCGCCUGAGGAGCCCCGGGAGCUGGCGUCCGCCAUGGGCUGCUGGGGCCGCAACCGCGGGCGGCUGCUGUGCAUGCUGCUGCUCACCUUCCUGUUCAUGGUGCUGGAGGUGGUGGUGAGCCGCGUCACCGCGUCGCUCGCCAUGCUGUCCGACUCGUUCCACAUGCUGUCGGACGUGCUGGCGCUGGUCGUGGCGCUGGUGGCCGAGCGCUUCGCCCGCCGCACGCACGCCACGCAGAAGAACACGUUCGGCUGGAUCCGCGCCGAGGUGAUGGGCGCGCUGGUGAACGCCAUCUUCCUCACCGGGCUGUGCUUCGCCAUCCUGCUCGAGGCCGUCGAGCGCUUCCUGGAGCCGCACGAGAUGCAGCGGCCGCUCGUGGUGCUGGGCGUGGGCGCCGCGGGGCUGGUGGUGAACGUGCUGGGGCUCUGCCUCUUCCACCACCACAGCGGCCUGGGCCACGGACACGCGCACGGGCCCGCGCGCGCCCCGCACGCCGCGCCCGGGCUGCCCGCGCCCGACCCCGAGGAGACCAACAUCCUGGUGCCCGCGGGCGCCAGCGCCAACGGCCUCCUGCCCGAGCCCGCCGAUCCUGAAAAAUCCAGGAGCGAUGGAAUAGAAGUACAAGUGAAUGGAAACCCUAUCAGAGAGUCCGAACAUGAAGAAUUGGGAGAGGAGGAGCAGGCUGCGCAGCUUAACAUGCGAGGAGUUUUUCUACAUGUCUUCGGAGAUGCUUUGGGUUCAGUAAUUGUAGUCAUAAAUGCGUUGGUCUUUUACUUUUCUUGGAAAGGUUGUCCAGAAGUGGGGUUGUGUGUGAACCCGUGUGCCCCUGACCCCUGCAAAGCCUUUGUAGACAAGAUUAAUGGUACUCAAGCGACCAUUUAUGAGGUUGGUCCCUGCUGGGUGCUCUAUUUAGAUCCAACUCUCUGUGUUGUCAUGGUUUGUAUACUUCUUUACACGACUUACCCGUUGCUUAAGGAGUCUGCUCUGAUUCUUCUACAAACUGUUCCUAAACAAAUUGAUAUCAAGCAUUUGAUAAAAGAACUUCGAGCUGUUGAAGGGGUGGAGGAAGUUCAUGAAUUACACGUUUGGCAACUUGCUGGAAGCAGGAUCAUCGCUACCGCUCACAUAAAAUGUGAAGACCCAGCAUCGUACAUGCAGGUGGCCAAAACCAUUAAGGAUGUUUUCCAUAAUCAGGGAAUUCACGCCACUACCAUCCAACCGGAGUUUGCCAGUGUAGGCUCUAAGUCAAGUGUAGUCCCUUGUGAACUUGCCUGCAGAACUCAGUGCGCUUUGAAGCAAUGUUGUGGAACAAGGCCGCCAGCCCCUCCUGGAAAGGAUGCUGACAAGUCCCGGUCAGUUAGCAUUUCUUGUCUAGAACUCAGUGAUAAUUUAGAGAAGAAGCCCAGGAGGACUAAAAUGGAAAACGUCCCUGCCGUUGUGGUAGACAUUAAAAAAGUGCCAAGCAAUCAGCCCGAGUCAUCUUUGUGAAAAAGAAGUGGUAUUUGAUUUUUGCUUUAACUGCAAGAGGAAAAAGACUCUGUUGAAAUUCGGAGUUUGCCAAGUGGUAUAACUGAAGUCCUUGUCUGAUUGAAUUCUAUUUUUGUAAGAACGUACGAGGACUGUUUAAACAGAAUUCUAUAUUCCAGCUUCACGCUCACUAAUGAAGAGUACAGCUAUGCUGUAACAAUUUUGGAAAGCCAGUUUUAACACUAUGUUACAUUUUUGUUGAAAGUAAGUAUAGACUUAUAGCAUAAUGACAUUUGAUUUCCAGUUUUUCCAUGGUAAAUUAGGGGGGGUAAAUAAAGUUGUUACUGGAAAACUUCUGCUUUUUUCCCCCCCUCCCCUAUACUUGAUUAGAAUUUUAUGAUCACCAGAACUUAAAAAAAAAAAAGUCAAAGUUUGUUUGCUUUGACAUUUUGAGUAAUAUUUACUUGCCUUUUGAGAUCCUUAUAAAGCAUGAUGACAGCAUAUUUUCUAGAGUGACUGAUGUGUAUUACAAGGGAAAGUUCCUUUUUUUUCUUCACCUGGGGUAUGUAAUACUAAGACUCGGUUUCUACCCUGGAUUCUAUAUUGUUGAGUAUUCUAAUAAACAGUGAGAGAAUUAACAGCUGUUGUUUACAUAAUAGGGCAUUUGGGCAGUAAGAGCAGGGAAGAAGGUUUACCAGAUUAAAUAUGUAGGAUAGUGUUCAGGUGACGUUUCUACAUUUCCUGAGAAUUUGAACUGGAGUUUUCUUUAACCACAGUUCGCCUAGAACAUAGACAUCUUCACCAGCACCGCUGUCUUGGAAGGAUAGAUAUUAGUUAGAAUCAUUGAGCAGUAAAUCUUAAGGAAAUCCAAUUUGAUCUAAUGAUCACCUGUUAAAUACAAGCCUAUUCGUGCAGACUUAAAUUAGGGGUGUUUCCAAAAGUGUGUGAGUUAAAUUCAAUACUCAGAGAAGUAAAUGGAUUCCAACAAAAUUCUUCAGGCACACAUAACGGCGAUGUCAUGCUUUGCCAAGAGCCACUGACUGACCUGAGAGAAGAAAAAUUGGAAAGUCAAUGAGAUUUGGAUAUUCAGUUCCUAGAAAGCACAAUCAGUCACAACAAAACUAAUCAGUCAUUGAGAUUCCAGAAGUCAUCCUGUCUUGACUUUGCUCAUAGCUUCUGUCAGCGGCUUCUUUUGUAAAAUGCCACAAUAUCUGACACAGGAAAUUGUUCUUGCUGUCCCAUUGUUACUAUGGAUUUCAAGUUCACAGAGAAGUAGGACUUAAGGUGUUUACGUUAUAUUUUUCUGAUAGAAAGGGGUUGUGCUUUGUGGGAAGAACUAGAAUUUUGUCCUCAAAAGUCGGAAUGUUAAUAUCAGUUAUCAUGUAUAGCUCUAUUUUUCUAUAAACAAGGUAUCCUGACUACUUAAGAAACUUUUAUAGCUUUGGGGGUUGCUACAUUUUUGAAUUGGAAAUAAUUCAUUGUUUCAUGGGUCUCAAGAUGAAAGUGUUGGCAUUUGACAGUUCACUUUUUAGAGGGAUGAUCUUUUUGUGGUAGCUGGUGUGGUUGUUUUCUAGUUCAAGCCUGUUGCUGGCAAUGGGCCUGCUUAAGAACAGCUGACAUUGCCGAUGAGGAGGAGGUCAUUUUAGGAACAGUUUGUAAAUUCACACUUCCUGUAACGGGCCAAAACCAUAACCUGCGAAUUUGCAGCACAUUGUGAUCUUUGAAUACUGUUAUGUGAUAUUGUAGAAUUCAUUUCCUAAUCUGGUAUUUAACUUUGAAUUUUGCAACAUUGUUUUUUAAACAUGAAAUUGGGGGAAUCUCAUGGGUGGGUAGUAUGAGAGAGAACUUUGAAUUGUACUGUAUCAUGUACAUUCCUGAUCUAAUACUUAGAACUUUCAAAACACGUGUGAUCUCUAAACAGCUUAUGUUGUAGAAACGUUUUGGUAGUGGUGAUACAUUAGGACAACUAGUAGAAUGUGUUACAUUCAGUGAAGUUUUCGGUAACAUGCUGUGUUGGUCUGUUCCUUAGAAAUUGCAUUGCUGUACGAGACACCCAACAAAAUAAGUUUUUGGUUUUUUUUUCCCCCUCACAAUGGUGUAUGAGCAUGGGGCAAGACCCUUUUUUUUUUUUUUUUUUUUUUAAUCAAAGGGUCUUUGAGGGUAACAGUCUUUUAGAUGUUAAUUAUCUCACUUAAUGUUUAAGUAGCUUACAUGUAACAAAAGUGGUACCAUGGGAUUCUCUUUUUCAGGACUUUGUCAUAAUAGUAAAACUGAUAGGCACUGAUUCACCUUUUUGGAGAAUUAUUUAUUUCUUUACAAUGCACUUUCUAACCCACUUAUAGCUAUUUUAACAUUAUCUUUUUUAAAAUGCUUUUAUAUUUAAAUAUUGUGGAAUUUAAGUGUCUUUUCCAAAUAGCUCAUUCCUUCCUGAACAAAAAUGAGGGAAAUACCCUAAAUUGUGGUUAGGAGACUUAAGUCCAGUAUUUAAAUAUGCUGUUAUAUUCGAACACUGCAUCAGUUUUAGGGGGUGCAACUCUCCUGAUGGCUCUCUUAUAUUUGAGCGAGGUCUGUGUGUGUGGAUUAUGAGUCCUGUCUGUUGUCUGAGGUGAGUGAGAAGGUGCUGCAUGUGCCUGAGUUAAAACCACCCAGGACUUGGUGAAAACAGAGAUCUCAUUCAUUGUCACUUGUUGGUUUAUAUGCUUAAGUUUUGUUUUUGUUUUUGAAAGGCAUCUGCAUUGUAAAAGUGUGGAUUAGAACCUAUAUGUAUAUAAACUCACAAAUUCUGCUGUGUGUAUUUUAACAUUUUAGAAAACUAUGUUUGAAUAACUAAGGUAUAUAAUUUGAAUAGGAAGAAAUCCCAAUGAGCACCUUGGAAAACUCAUAGAAGACCGUUAGCAUGUCUGCAACUUGUUAACAUCCUCAGUUAAUUCUGAAUUGUUGAAAUUGUUGAGAGGGAAGACCUAUGGGACCUAAUGUAGAAUAUUUACUAGACUAAUGUGUUGAGUUGAAGAUUUUUACUAUUUAUAAGCAGAUAACAUCUGAAUGAUAUAAAUGUCACUUACCUGCUGUCUUAAGAUGUUCACAUUACACGGAUAUGGAGAAUAAUUCUACAAUAUAGAGAUAUUUAUUUUAAUAGACCUUCAGUUAAGUCAUAAAACAGUGUUAAAAAGUUGGGAUGGUGGAGGGGUUUUUGUUUGUUGUUGUUUUUUUUAAUUGAAACCUUCAAGUACAGUGUUUGACAGUCUGAAACUGAAAUUGUAAUGACUAUUUUGAUGUAGCUCGAUGGAUACUAUGUGGCAAUGCUCUUUUGUUUUAUAAACAAACCCUGGAGUAGUGGUCAUUUUCACUGGCACAGGAGCCUUUUUCUAUGUCAUUCAAUUUAAACUUCUAAACCAAAAAAUAUGUGAUCCAGUGUCUUUGGCAAAAAGAUGCUGAAGGGAAUGUAACAUACGAUCACUAUGUGUUAUAUAUUUCAAAAAACACAAAUCACCAUGUGUGCUUCUGCCUUGAAACAGCACAAUGAAGUGUAUCUGUGUCUCUGUGAUUCUGAAUUCCCGCGUGUUGUGUUGCGUCUGCCGCAGCCUGUGGCCAGCCGUGGCCCAGCUCAGUGCAGAGCUCAUCUCCCGACGCAGAUGCUGCAGCGUGACCUGACUUGUGUUCCUGACUGUGCCGCUGUUUUCCAAAGCUGUUCUACCUCACCCUGAGGCUUCACAGAUUGUUGUGUGUUAUGAAUGUUCUUUAGGAGACAGACUACUGUGUUUCUUCUCGUUCAUUAAAAGUUAAGUAGGAAAAUAAAGAAAUUUUACUAUC
This is a messenger RNA of Erinaceus europaeus (western European hedgehog), 5288 nucleotides long. It is a transcript of the gene SLC30A1, whose product is annotated as solute carrier family 30 member 1. NCBI's taxonomy places the organism in Eukaryota, Metazoa, Chordata, Mammalia, Eulipotyphla, Erinaceidae. Gene Ontology annotation, biological process: zinc ion transmembrane transport; intracellular zinc ion homeostasis; detoxification of zinc ion. The record is from RefSeq and is a predicted model, not a curated record. The coding region runs from base 45 to 1499 and encodes 484 amino acids. The transcript is spliced from 2 exons. Gene Ontology annotation, cellular component: Golgi apparatus; endoplasmic reticulum; membrane. Gene Ontology annotation, molecular function: calcium channel inhibitor activity; zinc ion transmembrane transporter activity.